Molecule: messenger RNA, 1809 nt
Organism: Suillus fuscotomentosus
Lineage: Eukaryota; Fungi; Basidiomycota; Agaricomycetes; Boletales; Suillaceae
Exons: 8
Coding region: 1-1809 (602 amino acids)
Source: RefSeq, a predicted model, not a curated record
AUGGCUGGCGCUAUAGGGCGCGCAAGCGCGGGAACGCGCGCGCGCGUAUACAUCGUGAAGCGCGAGAAUGGUGCGCGCAUGAGUGAUGCUGCGAUCUCUACACCGGCCUCUGGUGAUUCUGAGCACCAUGCUAGUUAUGGAUCCGAACGCGAACGCUGGGCCAAGAUCUCGGCUAGGCUCCCACUUCCUGUGCCACCAGCACAGACCAUAUCUCUGGAGAUUUCAGCUGUGCACGAGGGUGGCACCCGACGGAAGGGUAGUCGUGGCAUCACUAUUGGGAAUAUUUGCGAGGGUAUGAAAGAUAUUGAUGCUCGUAUUGAUGCACCCAGACUUAUAGCCAUCGCUCUCAAUACCAUGCUGCCAAAGAUUGUGGCCUUUUGCUCCGGGUUUAACUGGCGCGAUGACGAGUUUGUUGUCCAGGAUGCAAAAUGGGUAGAUCUCUCAAAGCACCCAGCUGGAGAACCAUAUUUUCUCUCGCAGUGCUUGCAAGCAGGUCGCAAAGACUCAAAGGGUGGUAGCAUUCGCGUAGUCCAAAGUACUGUGGUCGACGAAGACUGGGCGGAACAGCUUGCAGAGGAUGGUGAUAGCACCCAUAUAGUUCAAAGUGCUGUGGUUGACGAAGACUUAGCGGAGGAACUUAUAGAGGAUGUGGGCAGUGGCAGCCACAUAAUGCAAAGCACUGCGGUCAAGGAUACAGCUCGGGCCAAAUCUGUGCUGGCAACUGAGACUUGCAUGGCAGUACCAGCCGCAUCUAAGCACAUUCAUGUGCGAACGGAGAGUGGCAGUAGAGCUUUACCUCUGUCUCCUCCACGCAAGAAGAUUGCACCCAUGGAUGUUACGUUCUGCUCACCUGACCGUGAUAACCUGAAAGCGGCCCUCAGAUCCGGAGGCACAGCAAAUGUGAAUGUAAAGAAAGUAUUCGAAAAACAGAACGAGACGAUCCAUUUCUACCCUAUUCCUAAACGUCUAUUAAUGGAGAUCUUACAAAAUGAAGAUUACCGCUCAUUCACACUUGAUGCCGCAGAAUCCUGGGUUGGCCAAUUGACAGUCAAUAUAUCCCAGGACAACAUGAUUGGGAUGGGCGGGUUCAAGACGGCCCACCCAGGAUGGCUCACACUCACUCCCCCUCCCAUUUCUGGGUUUGGCUCUGUUUCCCACCACGAAAUUGUAGUCAAACGGCCCUUUCACCAAGUAUACCCGCAUGGUGUAUCACAGGGACCUUUCAAGAUCGGUAGGUUUCCUGUGGCAGACGAAUUUCCGAAGCUCUUUAAAGAAGCAAAUGUGCUGUACUGGGCGAGUUCUCUUUUACAACUCACCUAUGAUUUCAUUGAUCAUUGCCUCGCUUCGUCUUGUCCUCCACCAUCUCCCAUUCCCCGAGUACGCUUUGUUGAGGCCGGCCUUACUUUAGCGUUUGUCCAAGGCCCAACAGCGGCUUCCAAGCCAGGUUCAAGGACAUGCCCUAUUCGUGCAUGCUAUCUCCUGGAAGAACUCAUUGAUGGCGGCGACGAUGCAUUUCUCAAGUUUAUUCACAAUACGGAUGCUAAUCCUUUGCUCGAUGAACUUGAUGAUGGCUAUGAUUUAGCAGUAUUCUUCUCGUUCACUCAACAUGUUCAAUAUGUGAAGACUGGUGGUUUAGCAUUUAUCUCUGACUACCAAGUUAGCGGAGGGCAGGAUAUUUUCGGUGACAGCAACAUAGAAGUCGCAGUGACAAUGUUCGAGGAGCAGCAUAUCUGCAAUGACUAUUGCGAAUGGGCUGGUUUGGAGAAGUAUAUCAGUCUAGACGAAGCAGUCGAAACUCAGGACUCUUAG